CUUCCCCCCCCCCCCCCUCACCCCCGGCGAGCUCGCGUUCUCGGCGGCUCGGUGAGACGCGUGCUAUGCUCGGCGCCAGGCUAACAACCACAAAAUACUUUUUUUUUUUUUUAAGCAUCGCCAACCCGAUUCAUAACCGCACGCGAGCAUGGAGAAGAAAAGGUGGGAUUGCAGUGCUCUCCCCAAGGGCUGGAAAAUGGAAGAAGUGACCAGAAAGUCGGGUUUGUCCGCCGGGAAAAGCGACGUUUAUUAUUUUAGAAUUGUGUUCUCCUUUAGCAGAGGAGACGAGCCAGAUGAGGAACAGAGGCAAGAGAGGGGGGAGGCGGGUCGGUUGUAUAGUUUGUGUCCAUCUGGGAAGAAGUUCCGCAGCAAACCUCAACUGGCCCGUUACCUCGGCAACCAGAUGGACCUGAGCUCUUUCGACUUCCGCACGGGAAAGAUGCUGAUGAGCAAACUGAACAAGAACCGUCAGAGGAUGCGCUACGACAACAACAACCAGAACAAGGGUAAACCGGACCUGAACACGUCACUUCCAGUGAGACAGACAGCCUCCAUCUUCAAGCAACCAGUAACCAAGGUUACAAACCACCCCAGUAACAAAGUCAAGACAGAUCCACAGAAAGCUGUGGACCAGCCCCGUCAGCUAUUUUGGGAGAAAAAACUAAGUGGUCUCAAUGCGUACGACAUUGCAGAAGAGUUGGUGAAAACGAUGGAGCUGCCGAAAGGUCUCCAAGGUGUGGGUCCGGGCUGCACGGACAAGACUCUUCUGUCGGCCAUCGCCAGCGCACUCCACACCAGCGCCGCCCCCAUCACCGGACAGCUGUCCGCCGCCGUGGAGAAGAACCCGGGCGUGUGGCUCAACACAACGCAGCCGCUCUGCAAAGCGUUCAUCGUCACCGAUGAGGACAUCAGGAAGCAGGAAGAGCUCGUGUACAGCGUGAGGAAACGUCUGGAGGAGGCGCUGAUGGCUGACAUGUUGGCGCACGUGGAGGAAGCGGCGGCGGGCGAGAGUGACGCCUUUAAGGACGAAGGCAACGGCAGCGAGGACAUGGAGAGCGUAUAGCGCUGGUGCUGUGAGCAGAGACAUCACUAGUAUAUUUUUUCCCAGGUCCUCAUCUUCUCCGUGGACAUUCGACAAACCCUUCCCCGACCCUGAGAAGGAUCUCCGCCCAAACACUCUCAGAGGACUCAACCGUGUCCGUUAUUGCCGCUGGAUGACAGCAAAGUAUGAAUUUACCCUUAACAGGAAGUGACAUCAUCAGAACUAUUCACAGAAUAAAUGUCUGACAGUUGAUGAUGAAUGAUGAAUAUUUAAACCUUUUUUUUUUCCCCAUGACAAUCAUGUCAGUUAAUGUUUUAUCAAGGAAGAUUGGACGAUUAGCAUUGCUCUACCGUCUUAAAUUUUAACCAUACCCUUUUUUGUGUAGCUCAAAAAUAGGCAGCGGUUGACGGGAAGUUGUCAUGUGUUUCCAUGAUCGUACGGCAUCUUUUAACCAUUUUUAAAACACAUGCCAUGGUGGCCUCGUACACGCGUGUAUCUUCAUGGUUCAUGAUUUUUUUUUAAUGUCAUUAAUAUUUGAUGAGUCAUACUUUUAUUUUUAUCCUCGUUUGUUGAUGUUUAAUGGUAAUUCCUGCUGAAAUUGUCUGUUCAAUAUCAGCAAGGCGAGUGCUGAAUUUGAUUAUUGAUGAAUAAAAUUCGCUAUGCUAUGA
Messenger RNA from Syngnathoides biaculeatus (alligator pipefish), 1710 nucleotides. It is a transcript of the gene mbd3b, whose product is annotated as methyl-CpG binding domain protein 3b. Gene Ontology annotation, molecular function: DNA binding. Lineage: Eukaryota; Metazoa; Chordata; Actinopteri; Syngnathiformes; Syngnathidae. The record is from RefSeq and is a predicted model, not a curated record. The transcript is spliced from 7 exons. The coding region runs from base 149 to 1063 and encodes 304 amino acids.